UUGCCUUUUCUCAUAUGUACAGCGCUUGGCACUGCUUGUUGGCUGGUCUGUACUUUUAAUACCUGGCAUCCUGCUAGCAACACACGGUAAUGUAUAAUUCAGCUCUGAAUGCUUACGUUGAAGCAAGCUCUUAGAUGUGGGGGUGGCAAGAGCAAACAGUUUGGGACUUGUAGUUCUUAGCAGUGGCCUAGAAGCAGGUGAAGUCAUACUUAAGGACUGCGCUUCCCAGAGUGCCUUGCCCUUGGCUAUACAGGAAAGGGAACAGCCGGUAGCCUAUCCUAGUGGGGAGGUGUGGUGAUUGAGGAGCGGGCAAGCCAAUCACAGAGGGGGAAGUGAAGCCAGAGCAGUGGGCUGAAAAUAGAGUGGGGGAGUUAGUAGGUGUCUGCCUGUGUGGGAUCAGGCAAGGGCUUGCCUGUGUAACUAGGGCCACUCUGAAGUUUCCUGUCUGCAGUUUCUCCAGACCAGAGCCCUGCCCAGGCACAGAGGCAGGCAGGCAGAGGGAGACUGAGCUGACCCACAGGGAAACAAAAUUCUGGCCAGCCGACAGGCAGACGGACAGACGGCAGGACGGACGGACGGGUGGCGGCUGCGAUUGGCGGCUCGGCGGCAGGCUGGUGGAAAAUGUCGUCGGGAGCAGGUGGGCGGGGAAGACGUGAGGCAAGGGCCUGUGGGGGUGCAGGCGAGGUAGAGGAAGGACCAGUGGGCAUCCCCUUCCCCGAGCACAGUGCUGACCUGCUGGGCAGUCUCAAUCGGCAACGGUUGAGUGGGCUGCUGUGUGACGUGCUACUAGUGGCUCAAGAGAGAGAAUUCCCUGCCCACCGCUCCGUGUUGGCUUCCUGCAGCACCUACUUCCACAAGCUUUUCACCUCGGGCCUGGCUGCUGACCGCCAGAAAGUCUAUGCGCUGGACUUUGUGCGGCCUGAGGCGCUGGCCGCCCUCUUGGACUUUGCCUACACGGCCACACUCACAGUCAGCCGCAACAGUGUGGUUGACAUCUUAAGCGCCGCCCGUGUGCUGGAGAUCUCACCCGUCCAAGACGUCUGCACACACCUGCUGGACACCAAAGUGCUCUCCCCGCUGGCGGGCAGUGAGCAAGAAGAAGACCAGGAAGAGGAGGAGCGAGGUAAGAAUGGAAAAGAGCAGGGCAUUUGGCUGCGUGCCCGUGAGUACUUGGAGUUCUUCCAGAGGGGGGCGCAUUGGGGUAGCAGCUGCAGCACGCCAGAGCUCAGGGACCUGCCCGCACACCUGCACUUUAGCCAACGCAAUGGCGCUGACAGCAAUGGCAUGCCCAUCGGCCCUGCUGACUACUACUCCUCACUGGCCCAAGCCCUAUCACAGCCGCCUCGUGACCCCGAAGACGAGAAUGUGGAUGAGGAGUGCCAGGAUGGACCUUCAGUUCUAGCUCGAGGGAAAAGUGCAGAGGCUAUGAUGUCCCUUUAUGCUCCUACUCAGAAUGGACAUUACUACCUGCCCAAAUCAGAGAGAGAGGUGGAGGGGACAGAUGAGCGGGAGCACGAACAAGGCCCAGCUAGUGCUUUGCUACAACAGAUGAUGGACUCCUUGGAGCGGAAAAGGGAACAGGCCACGGAAGGUGGUGGGGGUGAGGAGGAUGGGCCGGAGGGCGAAGAGCCAGACGUGGAGUUUUACUUGAAGUACUUUAAUAGUGUGCAGCAUGAGGAAGCCACCAGUGCCCCCAUGUCUCCAAGUUUGCUACCACUGUGGUCAUUAAGGGGCAACGGAGGUGGAAACCAAGCGACUGGAGGGGGUAACAACAGUGAGAGGAAGAUGCGCUCUAAGGCCUUCCAGAAGUGCCCUAUCUGCUCCAAAGUCAUCCAAGGUGCAGGCAAGCUUCCACGCCACAUCCGUACACACACAGGAGAAAAGCCCUACGAGUGCGCCAUCUGCAAAGUGCGAUUCACCAGGCAGGACAAGCUAAAGGUUCAUAUGCGCAAGCAUACAGGAGAGAAACCUUACCCGUGUACUCAGUGUGGUGCCGCCUUUGCCCACAACUACGACCUGAAGAAUCACAUGCGUGUGCACACAGGCUUGCGCCCCUACCAGUGCUCCAGCUGUUUUAAAACCUUUGUGCGCUCAGACCAUCUCCACCGCCAUCUCAAGAAAGAUGGCUGCAACGGCAUCCCUUCCCGUCGAGGCCGCAAGCCACGCAUACGAGAUUCUGAGCUCCUGGAAGGUCCUAUGGAACUUCAUGGCCCAGAAGCAGACAUCGAGAGAGGUCAGCGGCAUCCGGACAGGGGCACCGGAACAUCAGUCAUGGAGGAAAAUUAUGGUAGUCACACACACAGUCCAGUUGCCGAUGGGGAAGGUAGUGAAGAUUUGACCUCGGGACAAAGGAACUCCGCAACAACAUGAAUCAAUCUUCAUCAGAGAGGGCUUUACUCAAAAACAAGAGGAAGAAUGAAACAGAAAAAUAAGAAAAACAAAAAAAACUUAACUACAAAAACUACAUGGUCCUCUUUAAAAAAACAAAUCAGGGUGUCACGCAAAUCUAAUCUUCUAGUUUCUUUUUCCUCCUUUUUUAGCUUCUGCAUUCCGCAUAGAGACUUAAGGAGUCUGUUGGAAGAGCGAAGAGCACUUCAAAUCACUCACCCGUGCUGUCACCAUCUUUCUGGGUCUUUGUGUUGGUGUUUUUUGUAACAUAAUGGCAUAGUCAUGUGCGUACGAGAAAAAGCUACUAUGCAGUUUAAACAAGUUCCUCAUCUCUGGGUUGCAUCUACAGGGCCUUGUCUUAAAGUAAGGUGUCAAACACCAGGCUGACUGCUGCUUCAACAGGUUAGCUAUGAAUGGUCUAAGAUGUGAUCAAGGCAACAAAUAGAUCUCUUUUUCUAAUGCAAUGAGCAACAUGUACAUACACUAUAAAAAAUAUAUUGUCUCAGAUUGCAAUAUAUACAAUAUUCUGAUGCAGCACCUUUUUUCUAAAUGUUCCAGAAAGAAUCGGACAGGGGUUUGAUUUAAAGUGUUACUUUCUCUAUAAAAGGUGUUUUUUGAGAGUUUAUCCUUUCAUGGUGUAACAGGUUACCGUUUUGAGUUGAAUCUACAUGGGGAGAUUUCGUUAAUUUGUUUCUGGCAGGGAGAGGGUAAGACAAGGGAUGAGGUCCUGUGUUUCUAAAGCACUACCUUCAUCUGAUCGCCACUGGGCACAAUCAUGUUAAAUCUUACCUCUCACAACCCUGCUUUUCCUUAUUGGCAGUCUUACUUGCAUAAUAUUCUCUCUUAUUUUUGGGAUUGUCUUAAUAUUUUGUCAUUUGAUUUUUCUUUUGACCUUUGAGUUGACUAUUUUGGGUACUUGACAAUUUACAUUUGUAUACGUGUGUAUAUAUUAGGUUGUAGUCUUAUGAGACCCUUUAUAAGACAUAUAUUGCAGAUAGAUAGAUAGGGUUACAUCUUCCUUCAGCUUCACUCCAGGUUUCUCACUGCGUUAGGUUGGCAGGGGGAAAUAUGCUGUUUGAUAUUUUAGAGCAUUAUAAUUGAGAAACCCAUUUUUUUCCUAAGCUGCACUUAAUGGAACCCAGAAGUUUCCGCCCAAAGUAUGAAUUGUGAUAAAUGUGCUUCAUUUUGAGUCUUUCUGCAGGAGAGUGAAACUGUAUGCAACAGAUGAGUGAGGGCACCACUGUUAUACAAACAGCUGGUGAACAACUUAAGCAGGGAAUCUUUUAUUUGUUUGUUUGUUUCAGUGACAGAAGGAGAGAUAAAGAGCGAGCAACUUUUUAUGCAUUUGCACAGCUUUACUGAAGAUAUCCAACAGAGAUAGAGAAAUAUCUGUUUAAGGAGGUAGUUUGUGUUAGGGAGAUACAAAGUGCUUAUUCAAUUUCUUUGCCCAAGGGACCACAGAAAAAAAGAACCUGAGUGAUAAGAUGAGCAAUAAAUUAAUGUCCAAUUCCAAAUAAGCACACAGCUGUAGCCGAGUAAGAGGGAGGGUCCAGUUUUUAGUGUGCGAAAUGUGAGCACCAUUAAUGAAUGCAAUGUAUAUAGAUACAAAAUGAGAUCAGUUAUAGAAACUUUAUCGCCUUUUUUACAAUGCAAAUGACUGGCCGAAGUUUUGAAAGAAAGUGUCCUGAAAACUGAGACCUUUAUUUUAAAGUAAUAUGUGCUUCCUUGUGCUGGAGAGAGAGGGUGCAGCAACGUCCUAUGGCCACAUCAGAGCAGGAUGACUCACUGAGAGGGGCCUGGAGCAUCAGCAGGCACUUUGUGGGCACGUUGAGACAGGCUCUCCCCAAAAUCCAGCAGAGUGGGUGCUUUGGUUAAGUUAGGACUCUCGUUUAAAUAAGGCAUGUAUGAGGACAAGACUUGACUAAGGCAGAGCCUUUUAUAAACGAUGAAGUGGCACAUUUGAAAGAAAAUUUCUAAGCGUAUGCAUUCUAAAAGCAGUUUGUGAUCCUUGCUAAAUCUUUCAAGUGGAUCUCAAGUGUAUACAGUGGCUGUGGUUACAGCUAUGGAUGCACAGUUUUGUUUCAGGCUGAAUUAGAGGAUGUAAUUUUGUGGCACUGUUCCUUCUGCAGUGCUGUACCCUGUUUAUCGGCCUUUUGCACCUUAAUAAGAAAGAAGCAAGAUUUGAAUGCACUUUGUUACUGAGAGGGGCACUUUUUAGUUAAAAGAAACGGGUACUUUUAAACAAAAGAGCAAAUGUGCUAAGCAAAAAGUCCCAUCCAAGUGGUGAUACUUAGUAGGUU
Sinocyclocheilus anshuiensis is the source of this 4688-nucleotide messenger RNA. RefSeq names its product zinc finger and BTB domain containing 7a (gene zbtb7a). The transcript is spliced from 4 exons. Gene Ontology annotation, biological process: regulation of transcription by RNA polymerase II. Lineage: Eukaryota; Metazoa; Chordata; Actinopteri; Cypriniformes; Cyprinidae. Gene Ontology annotation, molecular function: DNA-binding transcription factor activity, RNA polymerase II-specific; protein binding; RNA polymerase II cis-regulatory region sequence-specific DNA binding. The record is from RefSeq and is a predicted model, not a curated record. Bases 622 to 2370 code for a protein of 582 amino acids.